AUGUCUCUUCACUGCACACUGUCUCUGACAUGUCAACAGUGUCAGUCAUUAACAAAUGCACCAUGCCAAAUUACUCAGACAACCUGUUCAAAUCAGUGUCUCGCUUCAACCAUUACUGUGUACACAAAUGGUGCAAAGGUGGAUAAAAAUAUUCAGACUUGUGGAGCACCAGACCUCUGUGUAAAUGGAAGUCUGAACACGGGAACAGUAAACGUGUCCAUUAACACUAAAUGCUGCAGUACUGAUCUCUGCAACACUGAAAAACUUCCAGAGCUUCCACAGCAGCCUUCCAAUGGUAGAAUGUGUUACACCUGUAAUAAUGACAAAUGCUCGGAAACAGUGAGCUGUACAGGAGAUGAAGAUCGUUGCAUCAGCGCAACAGUUCAACUAGGGGGAAUUAGUGUGUCUGUGAAAGGAUGUGUGUCUGCAAGUGUCUGUGCUGCAUCUGGAUCAUCAAGCACACCAGGAAUCAGCGUUACUAAUUUGCGGUGCUGUGAGGGAAAUCUGUGUAACAGCGCUGAGAGCUUCACACUGAGUUUCCUCCCCAUGAUUGUUCCUCUGCUCUCUUCCAUCUUCUUCUACUGAGCUCAGAGUUGAUGCACCCUAUUUAAACCUUUAUCAACAUGAAAUUCAAAUCUGUUUUGAAAAAAUUAUAUAUGGGUAAAAAUAAAAAGUGUGUUUUUG
Messenger RNA from Clarias gariepinus (North African catfish), 684 nucleotides. RefSeq names its product urokinase plasminogen activator surface receptor-like. Lineage: Eukaryota; Metazoa; Chordata; Actinopteri; Siluriformes; Clariidae. The coding region runs from base 1 to 585 and encodes 194 amino acids. The transcript has 5 exons. The record is from RefSeq and is a predicted model, not a curated record.